CGGAAAUAAUAACUAAACCAACGAACGAGAAAUGGUGGAGGCUAGCAGAUCGAAGAGACAUUUUUCCGAAUAAACGUGCUCCGGAACCCAGUCUCACCUUCAAAGUCCCAGAGCCUAUUUACCAUGCUAGGAGGGAAGAAGGUCCCAGAGGAAAGUGUUUCGGGUGGGCCACAGAAAGGAGAUGACCCUCCGCUGGUUGUCCACCCAACUUUGGAGACACCGUGUGAUGUGUCUCCUGAUGGCUUUGUGUGUCACCUUGUUACUCAUGCUCCUGGCUACUCAGUCAUUGCAGCAUCCAAGGUAAGGGACAGUCUGUCUCUCUCUUUCUCCCCACACCAUUAUGCACUGUCUGUAGCUGGUGGUAAAACUAAUAGAUUUAGCUCAGUGGUUAUUGUGAAUGUACCAAAGAAAUUCUACAUAUAUUUGUGUAAAUGCAUUACGGAUUAAACAACCUUUUAAAUACAGAAUUGAUUAAUGAGGAGUUGUUUGUCAUGGCAUACAGCUAAGCUGUAUAAGUUCUGUUGAGACUUUGUUUACCUAGAUGUCUGAUGAAAUUCUCUGUCUCUUUCCUUUUUCGAAAGCCACUAUGCUGGGCACAAGGGCCAUAAGGUGGAGGAGAGGGGAGCACUUUCCGACAAUGCUCCUCCAAACACUCCUGUCCCAUCCCACACUGCCCCUAACAGGAGGAAGGAGGUUCAGACACCCAAUCUGCAGCAUCAAAGAGACCCCAAUGGGUACACCUUUAUGAGGACAAGGAGGAGCCCUCCACCUGUAGCUUUCCUCAAAACACACAAGACUGGAAGCAGCACUGUUCAGAAUCUGAUGUUCCGCCUUGGGGAGAAGGAGAACCUCACUUUCGCCUUCCCCUAUUACGCAUACCAGUUCAGCUACCCAGAUAGGUUCCGAGCAGACUUUGUAGAUGAGCUGCCACCGGGUUCCUCUCAGUUCGACAUGCUCUGCAGCCACAUGCGGCUGGACCUGGGACAGCUGAAACAGGUGAUGCCCAGGAACACCAUCUACAUCACCCUGCUGCGUGAUCCUCUACAGACCUUUGAGUCUGUUUUCAGCUACUACACUUCCACUGUACCCGCCUUCACGCUAGCCAAAAAGGCAGCUGACACAGCUAACAGGAAGUCCGCCCUCUCGGUCUUCCUGGAGUCCCCAGAGUCCUACUGGGACCCUACAGAACCUGGGAAUGGCCUAGCCAGGAACCCUAUGAGCUUUGACCUGGGCCUCAGCAGCCAAGAGUGGAACGCAUCCUGGCCCAUGGAGCUGACUCAGCUGGAGGAGGCCUUCCAGCUGGUGAUGAUCGCUGAGCACUUUGAUGAGUCUCUGGUUCUCCUGGGGGCUCUGCUGCAGCUGGAGCCUGAGGAGCUGGCCUAUGUGCACCUGAACGUCCGCGCCCCAUCGGACAUCACCCCGCUGGAGGAGGACACCAAGGCCAGGCUCUGGGCCUGGAACAGUCUGGAUGUGCUGCUCUACAACUUAUUUCUGCAGGUGUUCUGGGAGAAAGCUGAGCAGUAUGGCCUGGGGAGACUGAAAAGGGAGGUGGCCCUACUGAGGGCCUCCACACAGAGGCUCAGACAGAAGUGUGUGGCCAGAGAAGGAGUCCCCCCUGGUGAGCUGGAGGACCUGGUCAGGCCCUGGCAGACCGACACAGUCACCAUCCUGGGAUACGAGGUACGAGGGAACCUGACUCUGCAGGAAGAGGGGCUCUGUGUGCGACUAGUGCUGCCUGAGCUACAGUACCACUCUCAUCUGUAUUUCCAGCAGUAUGGCCAUGACAUGAGGUCCAUACCUACAGACUAAUGUGCAGCACUUUCCCCUUUUAUAUACUACACCACUCAGAAUUUCUGCUUUUGAUGUAUUUUUCCAAUAAACCAAAAAUACUAACAUUGUUAGGUCCCUUUCCAAAUGUAUUUUUAUUUUUUAAAUGUGGAUCUUCUUGUUAAAAUACUAUAACGACCUUAAUUCAACUCCUAGCGACCUAAUCAAGAGAUGUUAGCCUCUUGGGGAAGCUAAAAGAGGCAUAGUUCAGCCAUAAUCCAAGAGGAAGUGGCGUGUCUUUUUACUAGAAGCUCAAGGACAUUAUUUUAGCUAUAAUCGUUACAUUUUUCAGUAGAAUUUUCUGAUUCUUUGGGUGGGGAGAAACCCCUCUUCAGUUAUCAAACAAAUGUAUUUAUAAAGCCCUUUUUACAUCAGCAGGUCAAAGUGCUAUACAGAAACCCUGACUAAAACCCCAAAUAACAAGCAAUGUAGAAGCACUGCAGGGUAUCCGUUAAACAUGUAAUUCAAAUUUGUAUGGCCUAAACGAAAUCAGUCUGAUGAAGUUGAGUGAUUUAUUUAUUUUUACUGAGCUUUUAUUGAAUGCUUGUGCUACUCUUUUUCCAUGUAAAAAAUAUUAAUAAAAAAAAAAAACAGGGCAAAUGCAACCCCAUAUUGCUCAGAAUGUGCCUCUUAAUUGACUGAUAGCAAUUU
This is a messenger RNA of Salvelinus namaycush (lake trout), 2478 nucleotides long. RefSeq names its product galactose-3-O-sulfotransferase 3. The record is from RefSeq and is a predicted model, not a curated record. Gene Ontology annotation, biological process: glycolipid biosynthetic process. Gene Ontology annotation, cellular component: membrane. Gene Ontology annotation, molecular function: galactosylceramide sulfotransferase activity. Bases 745 to 1809 code for a protein of 354 amino acids. NCBI's taxonomy places the organism in Eukaryota, Metazoa, Chordata, Actinopteri, Salmoniformes, Salmonidae. The transcript is spliced from 3 exons.